GAUGUAAACAGAGCACGGACCACCACCCAUGUACCGAUGUCAUGACGAACAUAACGUGUCAAUUGCUUCAUAACAAGAUUGAUUGCAAUGGCACGAUAUUUGUUGAAGAAGAAGAACCACUCACAUACACCGAUGAAUGGUUCUGGAUUUACCUGGGCAUUUACGUGGGUCUUGUACUGGUUGCAGGGCUGAUGUCAGGGUUAACUAUGGGUCUUUUAUCCUUGGAUCUAAUGACCCUUAAAAUAAUGAAGGAUGGGGGAACCCCAAAACAACAGAGACAGGCCAAGAAGAUCCUCCCCAUAGUAAAGAGGCACCACCUGCUCCUGGUCACAUUACUGCUGGCUAACGCUGCCGCGGUGGAGGCCAUGCCAAUCUUCUUAGACAGAAUCUCUAGUCCUGUGAUAGCCAUUCUUGUUUCAGUCACUGCUGUACUUAUAUUUGGAGAAGUUGUUCCACAAGCAAUCUGUACAAGAUUUGGACUGGCCAUUGGUGCGACAUUAGCCCCCAUUGUGUACCUGCUGAUGGCCCUCCUAUUUAUAAUAGCCUGGCCAUUGUCCAAGCUCUUAGACUGUGUUCUGGGUGAGGACCACGGGACUUUCUUCCGUCGAGCCCAGCUCAAAGUUCUCGUAGAUCUGCAUGGUCCUAACUCUGAAGCCAAUGUACAUCACACACAGGAUGAGGAUGAUGAUGAACCUCUGACCAUUGAUGAAGUUCUAAUAAUAAAGGGUGCCCUUGACAUGAAGAAUAAAACUGUGAAGGAUGCCAUGUUGCCACUUUGUGACGUGUUUAUGGUUGAUGCCGAUGCAGUGAUGGACAAACCUACUAUGUGCAAGAUUCUCCAUCAGGCUCACUCAAGAGUUCCUGUGUAUGAACAUGAUGCAAGUAAUGUGGUAGGUCUCCUGCUGGUAAAAAACUACAUCAUGUUAAACCCAGAGGAUAAGACCCCAGUCCGAGACCUACUGAAGAAUGAAUGCACGACAAACCUGAUGCACGUCAAUGAUGACUUGCCACUCUAUGAUCUAUUAAAUAUGUUCCAAACAGGAAAAAGUCACUUAGCAUUUGUGAGAAAACACACAGAAAUAACAGAGACAGUUGAAGGUUAUGAAGUGGAAUUUCUGCCAGAGACAAAUGAGAUCAUUGGAAUAAUAACCUUGGAAGACGUGAUCGAAGAAUUAAUUCAGGAGGAGAUAAUUGACGAGACAGAUGUUUACAUAGAUGUCCACCAAAGAAUUCAGGUCGCCAGGGCAAAGGCCAGGAGAAAUAUGCUUAAUCGACUUCACUCCCUCGAACAUGACAGGAGUAAUCUCCCUUCUGCCAGUAACCCAACUGAGUUAGAUGAUUUAGCCCAUCAGGCAAUGAUAAAGAGUAAAUCCCAGCCGGCACUGAAGAGGUCCCCUGUUAAGAGGGCGGUGUCAGGGUCCCUCCCAGAGGACAGUAAUAUGCACCCCCCGCAGGAGGACAAUGAUCAAGCUCCUCUCCUACGCAGCGUGGUCUUCACCUGAACAGAACUUCUAUAGAAGCCACUAAUUACUGUUAAACAUCAUUAUCAACUGCUGAUGAUUAUAAGCUUCUCUUCUAUGCCCUGUGGUACAGUUAAUGUAAAAACUAAUGUAGAAACUAUACUGUAAAUCUUUAUGAUCUACUGACCAAGCACUUAUACAAAGCCUGAACAGACUUUCUGUGUAGAAACUGCUGGCCUACAUUAUACUGUAAAUCUUGAUGAUCU
Molecule: messenger RNA, 1726 nt
Organism: Saccostrea cuccullata (small rock oyster)
Lineage: Eukaryota; Metazoa; Mollusca; Bivalvia; Ostreida; Ostreidae
Exons: 10
Coding region: 42-1502 (486 amino acids)
Biological process (GO): magnesium ion homeostasis
Source: RefSeq, a predicted model, not a curated record